UUAAACGAGCAAUCGCAAUCCGAGAGUGAAGUAAAAGAAGAUGAUAACGAAACGGAAACAGCAAAAUCGUGCGAUGGACAAAAUGUUCAGGAAUGUCCGAAGAAAAAGAGGAAGAAAAAAAAGAAGAAAAAUUCUGGGAAACAUGCAGCCAACCAGCAUCGCAGUAGCGAGGAUAAUGCAGAUGUCGAUGAAGUGGAGCGAUCAUUGCGGGAAGUAAAUAGUCUUCUGGGAGAAACACCGCAAAUUGUGACCGAGAGCCGAAAAGCUCAACACCAUCAAAAAUCUAUUUUGAAUAUUCAACAUAAGCAUCUGAAUCCCAACAAUGAGCUAAAGCGGAUUUUUGGCUCCAAAGUUAUUCAGGCUGAACAUAAGAGGAAGAGUAGGAGCGGGUCUAGAACACACUUAAAAACCACCUGGAUGGUAGCCUACAAAGAACACUGGCAACAAGCUAAUAAAUCCGGUCUUUCAAUGGCACUUUUGGAGACAAAAGAUGGUAUAAAUUAUUUUGUUUACGAGCAUAAUCAGAAUUAUCGCCAAGUUGAAAAUAGAUUUUUACGAGCGGUGGAAAGUUUAAACCCGGACACCAUUGUGUCGAUUAUUAACGACUAUCCCUAUCAUGUAAACGCGCUGAUUCAGACAUCAGAUUUGUGCAAGUUGAGCGAGGAUUUGGCGAUGGCUGCAGAAUUAAUCGAACAGGCACUGUACUAUCUCGAAGUUGCUUUUCAUCCGCUUUUCAGUGUAACACAGGGUAACUGUCGUUUGGACUAUAGACGACAAGAGAAUCGGGCAUUGUACGUGGCGAUGUUUAAACAUCUAGCGUUUCUGGGUGGAAGAGCCUGCAAUCGCACUGCAUUGGAAUUUUGCAAACUUUUGUUAUCCUUAGACCCGGAGGGUGAUCCGGUAGCAGUUAAGCUAUCUAUAGAUUUUUACGCUCUUCGAGCGAAAGAGUAUCAGUGGCUUGUGGACUUUGUUGAGCAAUCAGAUAUCAGAUUCUAUUUGAUGCAGCUUCCAAAUUUUUCAUUUUCUGUUGCAAUGGCCCGAUUUUAUUUGGGCGACGUAGUGAAGGCCAAUGAUCUAUUACAGGAUGCACUUCUUAUGUUCCCGCAGGCGUUGAUGCCUUUGUUGGAGAAAUGCUCUAUACAAAUAGACAAACGGGUUUCACAACACUCAUUUUUUACAAUGCCAGAUGAGAAAAAUACACCAAAAGCGUUGGCACCGUUAAUCACGUUGUUCGUGAGCAGAAAUUGUCACAUUUGGAAAGACGCCGUUCUACUGCCGUGGUUGGAGAAAAACGUUCACAAUGUGCUAGACCGGGUAGAUCAAAAUGACCCAAUCGUUCAAGAUUACUUCGAAAAACGAAUGCGAAGAUUUUCAGGGCCCAUUCCAUUGAGUAUAGCCAGGCACAUAAUUCUAUCAGAUGAACAUAAAGGCCUCCAACUAACG
Molecule: messenger RNA, 1443 nt
Organism: Dendroctonus ponderosae (mountain pine beetle)
Lineage: Eukaryota; Metazoa; Arthropoda; Insecta; Coleoptera; Curculionidae
Gene: Nulp1
Product: transcription factor 25
Cellular component (GO): RQC complex
Source: RefSeq, a predicted model, not a curated record